This is a messenger RNA of Chlorocebus sabaeus (green monkey), 14968 nucleotides long. NCBI's taxonomy places the organism in Eukaryota, Metazoa, Chordata, Mammalia, Primates, Cercopithecidae. The record is from RefSeq and is a predicted model, not a curated record.
AGUUCUGAUGACCAGCUCCAUUGUGCAUUUGUGCAGAUAACAAACGUAAGGUAUAUCGCACACCCGUCGCCUCAUAUUCUUACAGUUAUCAGUGUGCCACAUAUGCACGUGAUGUGAUGCAGUUUGUAUAAGCAUAUUAUUUGCUCUCUGCCUUUUUCCUUAAACAUUAUUUCACAUAUAAAUUUCUGUGUAGGAGCGGUAAUACCCCUGCCAUUGUUAAUGCUUGUGGACUAGAUAUUAUGUUACUAAACGGUAAUUUGCUUAUUUUAUUAUUGCUGAUAAUUUGUUUUGUUUUCUCAUGUUUUGCCUUUUAUUCAUGCAUUCAACAAGUAUUGAUUGUGCGGUUACUAGUAUUCCAGAUACUUACAAAGACUGUAGCAAUAGAUGUUUUUGUAUAGGUCACAUUUUAGUCUGUUUAGUGCAUAUCACCCAAAGUGACAUCCCAGGGUCAAAAUGAAUUAGCUCUUUCUUAAUUCUUGUAAAACAUUGCCUUAGCCAUCUAAAACUCCUACAUGCUGUGGUGGGUGGUAUGGACUCCCUCAGGACACAGGCCAGGGAGCUCUCUGAUGACAGCGGGGAGCCAAGGGUCCUGGAGGGCUGGGCUGGCUCCGCUCAUCAGAGCACUGGUCUUCUGGCCAGGUGUAGAUUGAGGCUGGGCAGAGGGGCGUUGCUGGUGUCUGUGCCGCCCUGCUCCCAGCCACAGUUUCCCCCUGGGAGCCUGGGGAUGGGACUCUCUAUUGAUGGCACACUGUGGAUAGGUGGUCAGUUCUAGGAGCAGUGGUUGCCUUCACUUUUACAAAAUUUCAGUUAAGAAAAAUAAGUCCUAGAGAUCUGUUGUACAGUGUAGGACCUACAAUUAAUACAACUAUAAUGUAUAAUUAAAAUUUUGCUAAGAGGGUAGGUCUUAUGCUAAAUGUUCUUAUCACACAAAAAUAACAACAGAAAGAGCAGAGAAAGCUUUUGUAGGUGAUAGAGAUGUUUAUGGAAUAGAGUGCGGCGAUGGUUUUCUGGAUGUGCCCCUGUCCUUAAACUCAUCAGGUUGUAGUCUUAAACACGCACAACUUUUUGUCUGUCAAUCAGAUAUCAAUAAAGUGGUUUUUAAAUGGGAGAGAAGUAGAGGGAUUGAAUAUAAAAGGAGAAAAUUAUCUUCUCUCUUGUUUUCCUGAGAGAACAGGCUGUUAUCAAGAUGCAAAGUCAUUUGCGUAUUUGUUCUUUUACAGCUUUCUUCCACCAGAUACUCCACAGGGUUUUCCUUUCAGAAAGAAUUUUAUUUAUUUUAAAAAAUGUUGUUCAGAAAAAUAGAAAAUGUAUUUUCCACAGCAGUUCACUGGGAGCUGUGCCUUAAACUUUCAGCCAGGUUAGUACCAUUUUGAAUCCAUAAGUGGAUUUUAGUCUUUGAUAUUUGGAAAUAUUUGAAUCAUUUCAGAUUUGUGCUGUAUCAGAGGGCAAAGUGCAAAUUUCUGUUACAAUGAGAGAUGUAAGCCGUCACUCAGUGGGUCUCAUCUGGAUCAGUCAGAGAGGUUUUAGUGCAGGGAGGAGCAGCCCCUGCCCCACUUGGCAUGGGAGGCCCCACAGCCCCCAGUGCAGAAGGCUACAUGUCCCUGGUCUGUGGUCCUCAGAGUCUACCGCUCGUGUGAACUGGGGCUCUUGUGAGUAGGUGAGGUGCUGAGACUGUGCCUGCAGCUGCAUAAUUCUUUUGAACCCUGGCAUGCCAGGGUUUCGAGAGGAGAAUGCAUCCCUGUGUGCACUCCUUUCUGGCCCCAUCCCUCUGUUCUGCAGAACCCUGCACCCCGUCUACCCCCACCCCAUCUGUCUGGGAGAAUCUCCAACAACCAGGCCAUUAGAUUUGCCACAUCCCUUAUCUCACCCUGGUGCAGUGCCUGCUGGCCACUGGUCUCCGCCAGCUCCUCUGUCUUCCACUUGGCUAUCAGAAGGGUCUUAAAAAACAAAAAACAGAAGCAUAUCGGCCGUGCUGUUUUUCUGCGGCAGGGUCUCUGCCAGCUCACCUGGCUCACAGUGUUAAGUCCAGAGUCCCUAGCUGAGGACCGAGGACGCGUUCACAGCUUCCUCAGACCCAUCCCCGCUACUCUGUGUCCAGUUUGAGUGACCUCCUCUCUCUAGUCCUGCAUCGUACUGAGGCCUGCACACACCCUCCAUCUGCCUGGAAAAUGCUGUCCUCCAAGGUGCACCUUCCUCCAAGGUGCUGCUCUGUGUUGCGCCCAUAGUGAAGUUGUCUCUGGCUGCUUCACAUCCUCCACUUUCUCCCUGGGUGCCCCACCAGGGGCUUUACCAGCUUUAAUCCUCCACGUUUACACUGGGCUCCCCACGGGGCUGUGUACAGGACUCAUGGUCUGAGGCACCAAGUAGAUGCCUGUCCGGCCCUCGUCCUCAGGCUGGGUGAACUGCAGGAGCUCCCAGGUUUGCAGCCUGGUAAACCAGGGUCGCGAUGCAUCACAACCACAGUCACAGCCUGGAGCACAGACCUGCCUGAAUUGCUGUCUUGGUCCAUAUUUACUACACACCUGGUGAGAUGCCUGCAGGAGCUCAGAACACCGCACAGCCUGGACGCCCGCUCUCAGUCACCGCUGCAUGCAUAGCUCCAGCACCCGUGUGAGCUUUGGCACAAACAGCUCUAUAGUGAGUGACCAUCAUGAGUGCAAGGGAGAGAAAGUCGAGAAUGCUAGGAAACCGUGUAGGUAGGAGACUCCAUCUGGUGCACAACUCCAGGAAGGCUUCCCACAGAAGAGCCAUUUGGAUUAAGAAUAAGUAAGCCCCCAGCUCCCUAGAGUGAGCGGCUGCUGGUCCCAGCGCAUCUUCUCUGACCAAAAUGUAGACUUGGUUUGCCAUCACUUUUUCAUUUUAUACUUCUUGCAGGCCUGCAGUGGUGUGGCUGAUCCCAGGAUAUCCAGACUGUCAUAUGAAAGUAGGCUCCCAGGGCUCCUGGGAGUGUACAGUUUCCAUCAUUUCCCUGCCAGGUCCAGGGCCGGAUCAUUUGUUAACAGUGCUGAGCUUGGGAAGAAUUCAGCUGCUUCCUAGACAGAGUAAUAGUGAACACAAGAAUGGGGUCAGCAGGGUCCUGCCUGCUGUUGGUCUGGACACCCACCUCCUCUGGGGGUGGCUUCACCCUGCUGCAGCUGUCUGCUCAGAUCCCAUACUAUCUGUCGCGUGGGCCCUGGGAGCGUGGGGACUGAGGAGGGCCACACAGAGGUUGGCAGUCCAGGGAGAGAGAGGAGCCGAGGGAUCCCAAUGUCCCAUGUGGUCCACAGGGAAAAUGUCAUGCCCGAGGCUGCCCGGGCAGUGCCAAGGUGUGCAGGCAUCUGCACAAAGCAGGGUGAGUGUUAGUGAAUUUUCGGCAGAGCCUCAUUUCUCCUCUGCUGGUCUGAGAGGGGAAGUGGGUUUAGGCGUGGGAUACCUGUUAAUGAAGAUGAAAAGCAGAGGGAUUUAGAGGACCCAGACUCAUCCACUGUGUUAGGGGAGGGCAGUGGCUCAUACUGUGGGGUGCAGGGGGGCUCGCGUGGCACUCCUGCUGGGACAAGCAUCACUGAUGAGCAUGGGAAAGCAGAGAAUCUGUGCAUUGCAGAGGCUCCUGGUCGGGGAGGGGAGGAAAUUGGCAGCAUCGUGGUCGUGGGGGUUGGUGUGGGUUGGGGCAGGACUCUGAACGUGGUGGAAAGGGGCUGGCAAAGUCAGCAUGAGGCUGAGGUUCAGAGGUGGGGCUCCAAGGCCAGCCCAGGAACCAGGACCCAAAGGCUGCAGCUGCUGGCCGCAGGGCUCAGGGCCUGGCUGGAUUGUGCAGAGGCUGAAAAGUGGGAGGAGUGUGGAGUAGCUGUGGUUUGAGGAAGAGGCCCUGGUCAGGGAGUUAAGAGGCCUGAGGUCUGUGAGACCCAGUGUAGGCCACGGUCCCUUCUAAACCUCAGCACCUUAACUGCAAAACGAAACGGUUUGCAGAAAAGCACUUCUCAUUCUAUGUAAUCUAUGCAUAUAGUAUCAGCCAAGAUGCAGCAGCAGCAGAAAGUCAGAGCUCCUUAAAUGCCCAACCCCAAAUCCUUCCCCAUCAGGAUGCUGGCAGGGUCCCACCUACAUGUUCUCCUAGGUAGAGAGGAAAAAUUGUCUUCAUUCGUUUAUUCACUUCAUUCGUUCAUUCACUCUGAAAACGUGAGCUAAUUAGCUCCAGCCACUGUGUUCACACAGGUGGAGGGUGUGAGUGAGAAUCCUCCCUGCUCUUUAGGAACUGUAGGGUGGAGAAAAUGGAAAAGCCUAGGCUGAGGCAGCACUGUAGGCCUGGGGGAAGGAGGGGCUGGCUGGCAGGAGGUGGCCUCAGCUGCGUGUGGUGCCCCUGUGAUUGAAUGUGGCAAGUGGGUAGUUAAGGGAGCUCCAAAGGAAACGAUGAUUGAAUUAUGGUCCAUCUUCUUUGUGGAAUAUUAUGUGGCCACUAAAGGUCAUAGUCAAGAUGACAGUUUACUGGUACGGCAAGACCAUCAAGGUGCAGUUAGGGAAGAGAGCAUUGGAUAAUGUUUUUUGUGAAAUGGUCAUGAGGCUAGCCAGGCCCAGUGACAAACACCUGCAGUCCCAGCCUCAGUCUCACCUGCAGUCUCAGGUGAGGUGAGAGGAUGGGCUGAGGCCAAGAGCUCAAGACUGUAGUGAUUAUGCCUGUGAAUAGCCACUGUCCUCCAGCCUGGGCAGCAUAGCUUGACCCUGCCUCUAAAAAAUGGUCCUGAGUUCCACUAGAGAAUCCCACAGAUGCAUAGAGAUUGCAGAGGACAGUCAACAAUGAAAUCUGUGGUGUUAAUGUGAUUUAAGUUUUCUUUUAAAAUGAUUUCCUUAAUGUGACUGAAGUAGAUGGAGUUUUCCCAUCGACAGAUAGUUUUUUUCCUUUCCAGCAGCCAUUUGUGGUGAGUUCAUUUAUGGGUUUCUGACUAUUCGUUUUCAUGUCUCAAUCCUGUAAUAAGUCUGUCAGCCUGCAGUGACUAAAUGACACCAACUGAGAGAAAAUGGAAAUAGUAGGGAGGGUGUUUUGACAGUUUAAUUACCCUCAAGUCAUAGCCCAAGCACAAAUAGGGCUGCUUCGGUUGUGAGGACAUCUGGCUUCAGAACUGGUGGAAUGCGUGCCAUUCUUUUCCAGUGCGACGGUGCUUCUGAGGUGCGGGGAUGAUGAUGGGACAGCCCUGCAGGCCACCUCUCCCUGUUCUUCAGCCCCUGGGGCUCCGACAUUUUCGUUCUGGGUUUUUUCCUGAAGAAACAGGAGGGCAGAGGGAUCCAGGGUGUGUGGCCAUGGGGGUUUUGUAAGGGUCUGUUGCAUUGUGGGGUCUCACACUCAUUGCGUGCCCUGUGCUGCCCUGGGCAGCAGCCUUCAGGAUAGAGAUUUUUUGAGUUUAUGGUUUUGCUGAAAUCAACUGGGAAUACUUUUUUGUUUACAAAUCACAAAUGCCAGUCUGUUCAUACAUUCUCAUAGUUACCAGAAUAUUCCUUACCCGUUCAUCCCUGAUAGCAGAAGGAAACUGGCUGAUCAGGGUCAGGAUGAGGGGGUGUGGGUGUGGGAACUGUCUUACUUGGUGAGGGCCUCCCAAUAUGGCGGGCCUCCUCACCAGCGGGAAUGUGUUUCCACAAAGUCCUCCAGCUCUGUCCAUCUGACAUUCCAUCUCUGUCUCCGUUAUUCUUACUCAGCACUUCUCUUUCCAGCCCCCGUGCUGCCCCUCCCCUCCCUGUGACCUCUGCCUUGCUGUUACGGUUUGCACAACCCAGUUUGUGUAAAGUGGAUACAUCUAGAAUGUUCUGCCCUACAAAAGUGGCAGCUGUUUUUUUUUUCCAUGUGAAAGCAUUUAAUGUCCUUAGCCACUAUAAAUAAUGAUAGAUAACGCACUUUGCACAGACUGUAUUUCAAAAAGAAUUUUUUACAGCCUGCCCUGUUGGUAGGCAAUUUCUGUUGUUACAUUACUCAAAACAAAGCUUGCACAUCUGUGAUCUUUGAUCAGUGGGAACAGAAACUUACAGCAGAUUUAAGUCCCUUGCCCGCUGUCCUCUGCUUCGCCAGUGGUGGGGCUGAGGUGGAGCCCGAGCUCCUGGCCCAUCCUCGUCCACUUAUAGGUGCCUGCAUCUGGAGGGGCGCACUGCUCGCACCAGGGGUCUCCCUCAUGUUUGCUCACAUGGGCCUCUGCGUCCGACAGGCACCCCCCUAGCCUUGCUGGCUGCGUUCCUCUGGGAAGCAGAGCCUCCUUCAGAUCCCACAGCUCCCAAGUCUACCAUUGCACUUUUCUCCCUAAAUGUAUUAAUAUUUGAAAUGGCUGCUUCCGGGACUUCCGAGGGGUGGAUGAGGGAAAAUGUGGGCCAAACAAGACCGGAGGCUCCUUGUUGCGACGAGGCCUGCAGCCCCAUGUGAAGUCCCUGUGCCUACACGUCCAACCUGCCGUCUGUCACUAAGUGCUCUGUGAGCAUACUGUGUGCGUGUCCCGUGUGCGGGCGCCCUGUGUGGGGGCAUGGUGCAGCCACAGGACAGCCGGGGUGAUGAGGCAGCUGUCCCUGGGAUGAGGACAGGAUGACAGUGACUUCUGACCUCCUCUCAUAGAAAAACGUGGAUGCCGCACCACCCAAAGUGAAAGGCUGAAGUUGGAAGUCCCUUUUAUCAUACAUGUUCAAAUUGCCUGUGGAAAUGCAGCAGAAAUAUGACAUGCAUUUCCAUUCUAUCUGCCUUUUACCCUCUCAACCUUAAAUCUACUUUUAGUUCUCUGAAGACUUCUAAUGACUUGGGAAAAUACUUUUAAAGGAUGUGAAGUGGUGUUUUUCUGUCUGCUGUUUGCUGAGUAUCAGUAUUUUAAGCCUUGGUUCCCUGUGGAGGAGAAGUUGGCGGUGGGGAGGUGGGCUGGCUGCUUAGAUGAGGCCUGCACACGUGAUGAUGACUACUGAAAACAAAGCGCGGUGCUUAACUGGGCGUGUGGCCACGGGGAUUUGUUAUUAAUUACCUUUGAUCUAACUUAGGCGAAACGGAGAACAAAAUUAUAGGGUCACAGAAUCCCAGGUCUAGUCAUAAACAAACAAACAAAAAUAAGUCCUGCACAGUUUUAAAAUGUUUCCACUAAUUAUGCUUCUGGGAGCAGUGCUGGUUUUCUUGUGCUGAGACCGCCUCGCGUGCUGUGGGCUGACGUGGGCUUGUGUGUUGACAGCGGGAGAAGGUGCAUACUGGAUUCAUGUCCCGGGGCUGCCCUCACAAAGUGCUACACAGACUGAUGGCUUAAAACAGCAGGAAUGUGUCUUCCCCCAGUUCUAGAGGCCAGAAGUCGGCGUGUCAGUGGGGGUAGGUUGCUUCUGGAGACUCUGAGGGAGAAUGAACGCAUACUUGUUUACAGUAUUCUAAACAUCUUUUACAGUAACCGUUGUCUUUGUAGUUAUUUCUCUCUCUUCAUUCUGUUUCUGGGGUGCCUCUUCUCCUUUUCCUUAAUUAGUUUUGCUACAUAUUCAUUGUAUUAUUUCAGGGAAAAAAUGUCAAAAGAAUCUCAAGGCUGGAUGGAAUUUUCAAGGGCACCCAUCCCAAGCUCACUCCGUGCCAAUAAUCUCCUUACUCCACACCCGGCUGGCCGGCACAGAGACCAUCCCACUGAGGACAUGGUGCUGUCCUCAGCAGCUCCAGCCUGCACUUCUACCCACCCCCAGCGCCUGUGCUUCUCCAGGUUCAGUGAAGAAAGACUGGCGAGGGGUUGGAAGGAGGCUCACGAGGCUGAAUCUCCACAAAGUCAUGUCUGAUGUGUUUGACAGCUCCUGGGAUGUCUCUACAGUAGCUCCUCUUGAAAUCUAAAGCAACAUGUCCACAUUCUAAACCACUGUCAAAGAUAGUAACAGAAGUUAAAAAGUGGGGAGAGGGCAGGGAAACAGACUAGAUAAGAAACAGCAAGGAAACAAAAACAAAACGUGACAGAGGAAGAUCAUCCACAGUCUAUGGCAGUGAAGAGGAAUGUGUUAACACUCCUCUGUAAGAAGAAAAAGACGGCUGGGCGUGGUGGCUCACGCCUGUAAUCCCAGCACUUUGGGGAGGCUGAGGCAGGGGGAUUACCUGAGGUCAGGAGUUUGAGACCAGCCUGACCAAUAUGAUGAAACCCCAUCUCUACUAAAAAUACAAAAAUUAGCCGAGCAUGGUGGCAUGCACCUCUAAUCCCAGCUACUCAGGAGGCUGAGACAGGAGAAUUGCUUGAACCCAGGAGGCGGAGGUUGCAGUGAUCUGAUUGCGCCAUUGCACUCCAACCUAGGCAACAAGAGCGAAAUUCCAUCUCAAAAAAAAAGAAAAAAGGACAUGUUGUGUUAAAAUCAAAAUUCAAGUAUGUUCUGCUUUAACGAGAGAGGCUAAAGAGCAUGCAUGACAUGGGGAACUAGCAGGAAUUCACCAGGAAGGAUUAGCAAAGAAGGGGCGAGAUCAAAGGUGACUUGAGAGCCACACAGGAGAACUUUUGGAGAGAAUCAUAAACCUAAGCAAAGGAACCUGAGAGAGAGCUGUAAGAGGCACUGUCCUACUUGACCAGGGUGGGGCAUUGGGGAGGUGAGGACAGAGCACGUAUGGGGUCCUUCCUGGGCCCAGAGCUCAUGGAACUUACUGAAGGGUUGAGUGAAGGGAGGGACCUAUCCUUCAUGACUCAGAUUCCUCCUCUGUAAGGAAGGAUGGUAAUCAUAACAUGAUAUGAAGAUCCAUAGACGCUUAUCAAGUGCCUCGCACAUGCUACUCAAAUUACAGCCUGAAGACAUGCAUGCUCCCUGGAGCCUGUUAGAAAUGCAGGCUCUCCCUCACCCCAGCCCCACUCAGAGCCACUGAGUCAAGGUCUGUAUUUCAGCAAGGUCCCCAGGUGAUGCAGGAUGCCCCCUGCACUGAGAAGUGCUACAGGUUUGAUGAAGACACGAACAUUGAAGGAUGGACUGUGCUGGCCACAGUCCUGUAAGUUCAGCAUUAAGAAUAGUGUGAGCACCUGUGAACUCUGCACGGCCGGAGUGAAAGUUAGUGUUCAUCUCUUGGAAUAACAUGACUGCUUUUGUUCUAAUUUUUGGCAGAUGCUCGAGGAUCUGCUCUGUGGGAUGCACUGGAAUUCUCUCUACUAACACAGUUAUUUUUGCUUUUGUUUAAAAAAAAAGCAGCAAGCAAAACUAUUGUCUUCACUCAACUUCUGGUAUAUACAGCUAGGAAAGAAAAAGUGAAAACUUUUAGUGUGGGGGUUUCAUUUUCUACUUAAUCUUGCUCACCAAAUUUGUGCCUUUUCUUGUGGGACAUCAGGGCCCCGAUGUCCUAAAGCAAUGUUAACCUGCAUCUCAGCUGUGUUUCAAGUGUGUGGUCUUCUGUAAACCCUAACAGGUUGGCCUGAAGGCUGGGUACCUCAUACCCACGUCUUUUAACUCCCUUCCUCCUCUCUUCCCCAGAAGGCAGUAGCAGCAGGUUCUUUUUUGUAAUGGAUAAUGUAUGUACCUCAAGAGGAAAUGUACAGUGUAUACAGUGGAAGAAGAAAUACGCAGUCUGCAGUCCAGUUCCCUUCUUCCCACUUACCAGUUUUUUGUGUGUAUGAGAGAAAUAUUCCAUAGAUUUAGUAAUAUAUGCAUAUGAAAAGGAAGUCCUUUUAAUCUGGAUAAAAAUCACCUUUUAUAAAAGGUGAAGAUUUAAUAGUCAUGUCUUAAAUUAAUUUUCAAAGUAUAUAAAACAAAAAUGUAAAAAUAAGACAGAGUGAUGGAAACUGUAGGAGUGUCAAUGCAUUGCUAUUAAACUGAUCAAGAUAUAAAAAUAAAUGGAACAUUUGAAAGAAGCUCUUAGAUUUCGCACUGCAAAGGUGUCUGAAUACGUUUAUAGAAGUAGAAGCUGCAUACCUCCGGAUACUAGGGGCUUUGUUUUAAACUUCGUGCCUCUCUGGCGAUUUUGGGAAAGUUGAUCAGUUCUCUGAGCCUCAAGCCCCUGAAGCUGGGAUCCUAAGAGUACUUCCUUCAUGUCCCCUGCUGAGCACAGGCCGGAGAGUCAGCACUCAGUGAGGGGCAGCAGUUACCACUCCCAGUAGGAUACCUGAAGUUUGUAGAUGUCUGUAAAUGAACAAAUGCGUGCUCUGCACCCACUUGGAAAUGAAAGACUACUCCCAUAAAUUAUGUAUUGAGUCAAAAAAGUGGGAGUGGAGGACCCUGCAGGGCUGAUUCUUUCCUCCACCCUCUUUCCAGGCUCCACCUCUGUUCUUCCAGGGCUCGGGCCAGGAGCCUUGGGGCCAGUUGGCCUUUUCUCUCGACACUACCCUGGCUGCCACCACCCUUUGUUGAGAGCCUCCCUGCUGGUUCUCUUGCUGCCCCUUGUUUCCAGCAAGGCAGCCAGUGUCACAACAGGAGCCAGGGCUUGUGCUCCCAGCACUCCCAUGGACACACUGUGCCCACAGAAGCACUUUGAGAGGCCAAGGAGGCCCUCUCUUCUCUCAGCACCCCUCCUAGCUGCCCAGUGGGCUCUGACCUCUUCUGCUGCCCCUCCUGGCUCACUCCCCUCCUGCCACUCACUGGCCUGUGGCUUGUCCUGAGACCCUCCAGACAGCCAUUCAACCAUCAGGAAGGAGAAACAAAAUUAUUACUAUUUGUAAACAGUUUAUCAGUACUUACCUAAAAAUCCUGGAGAAUGAGCUCAGAAAUAUUAUUAAGGGUUGAGACAGUUUAGCAAAAUGAGCAGAUACAACCUCAAACCACACCAAACUAGAAAGCUCAGAGGACACAGAAAUGCCAGUACUGAGCUGGCAACAUGUCUGUUGUUUGUGAAAAUGUUCUCUGGAAGAGGUAGUUCAAGGCUUUUGGCUACAAGUAACACAUACCCCAAUUCAGCCAGCUUCAAAAAUAAGAAAGAAUUAUCUCUUAUGAUAGAAAGUCACAUAGAGGAAGGGCCCUGGUUUAACUGCAUGGCUCAGCAACAUCCUCGGGCUGGGCUCCUUCCAUGGGCCCCUGCUGCGCCCCUCAGCUCCUCCCCCUCCAUCUCCUCCCCCUCCAUCUCCUCCCCCUCCAGCUCUCCUUCCUGGCAGAGAGGUCCGCCUGGGUCCUCACAGAUGCAAGAGUGUACACUGGAAGGAGAGUCCCUUGGGCACAUUGUAUAAUUUAUUUGGGUUUCCGCUUUUGAAUCUAUAAAAUGGAAAUUGUGUGUAUCUCAUAGCAUUCCUCUGUGGCUAGAAUGACAGGCUGUAUGUGAGAUACUUGGAUCUGUGGGGAAAAUGCACUUAGCAUGUCACAGGACCCUGAGGUCCUAGUUCUCUUCCAUGCUUCCUGCACUGAGAGGUACUUGGUCAGAGGCAGGCAAUCUGAAUGCUCUCCCCAACAUCCAGUCAGUUCUCAUUUAUCUUGGUCUUUCAUUUUCCCUCACCCAUUUUUUUUUUUCUUUUCCUUUCAGUUUGCAAACCAUUCUCCUUGGGAGAGAAUACCAUUUAAGGUAGUUUAUUUUGUUAGUUGUUUUAUUUCUUAAUCUUCUUUAUUCUCUGUGCACAUGCAAAGCCCCUUUUUUUGGCUAGAGUCGUUGCUUCAAGCUGCAGCUCCCUUGGGCUUUGUUUUCCUGACUUCAUUCUGUAUUUGUUCCUGGUAAUAACCUCAUUUUGUAAUUUUGCUCUUUAGUCACAGGGCUUCAUUUGGAACACUCACAUUUUUGUUGUCGCCAUGCUUAUUUGUGAUUGUGGAGUUGAGGUUUUGACUUUAAGGUGCUUUUGAUGCCAGAGCCAUGUGCCAUAGAAUCACCUGUGCGUUUGUGGGAACGUCUUUGCCGUGAUCUCUCUGAAGUCUGUGGGCACAUUCCAGGCCCUGCUGGCCUUCUGUCCGCGGGCUUCAUGCAGGGAAUGAAGUGUCCUUGCUUUCUCUUUCCUGAGUAAGUCUCUGCCUCUGUGAGAACUGGGUCUACCUUCUCUCGGUUGCUUUUCUCUGUGAGAGCCUGAAUGGUAAGCAUGGCCAGCGUCCUGCGAGGACGCUGUGCCCCAUGUGCCCUGGGUUGGGAGGGGCUGACUAAAAUGAUGCCAAAUGAGCAGAAGCUGAGCAGCUGCCUGGGUCAGCGCGGCCUCUGCGUGCUGCUUUCCCGGCCGCACUGCCUCCACCUGGCCAGGGUCCCUCAGCUGCUUACAUGAGGCUCCGGCCUCCGGCCCUGCUGCCCUUUAACCUCAACUGCAGCCUCUCCAGUGUGGUCACCAGUUUUUUCACCUGAGGGUUCAUGUUCUUGACAAGUACACAGUUUAUUCACCUCCUAUCCAUUCUCUUUUAUAUUCCAAAUAGCUCUCCAUCUCCAUGUUCAAAUAUUUCAAUCCCAUCUCACCAAUUCCUGGCGGGAUCCAUCACUGCAGCUGUGAACACGCAUAUACCCACUGGAUUGGAUGCAGGUGCUGGCGUUUCUGGUUCUGCAGCGUGAGUGGCCACAUUGCAAACAUAGCCUGGCCGCGUCUCUGCGACAAAGACCACACUCCCGCCCCUCCCUCACCUGCAGCAGGGGGUUGGGCUCGUCCCCUCAACAGGAGCCACGGGCUUGGCACAGGCUUGCUGAGUGGGGCAGCCAGUCACUCCUGUCAUGUCAGAAACAGGAGCCCAGCAGCCGGGGCCACCCUAUUACACCGACCCAGGAGGACCGGGGAUGAACCCUGUCGGCAAUUCCAUGGCAAUGGCUUUCCAGGUCCCACCCAACUCACCCCAGGGGAGUGUGGCCUGCCCGCCCCCUCCAGCCUACUGCAACACGCCUCCGCCCCCGUACGAACAGGUAGUGAAGGCCAAGUAGCGGGGUGCCCACGUGCAAGAGGAGAGGCAGGAGAGGGCCUUUCCCCGGCCUUUUUGUCCCCGUUGAUGUUCACUUCCAGGAAUGGUCUCAUGGGCCGCUAAGGGCAGUUCCUCUGAUGUCCUCACAGCAAGCACAGCUCUCUUUCAGGUUUUCCAUGCAGGACAAUAUAUGAACUCACCCUGUGUCUCCUCUGUUGCUUCUGUUUCUGAGGCAGUCUGUGCUCUCAGGUGGUAGUGUGGUGAUAGUCCCUGAGGGCUGAUGUCCUUACGAUGGCGUGACCAGAUCUUCAGGAGAGAGACUGAGAGGAAGAAGGCAGUGCUGGAGGUGCAGGUGGCAUGUGGAGGGGCCAGACCAAGCGUCCCAGGCAAGCAUCCUUCUGCCAGGUAUUAAUAGGAAGCCCCACGCCGGGCAGCUCAGCCAACGAAGCAGCAGCCGGCUGAGCUGAACCCAGCAGGUCGUCUGCUCCAGCCUGUCCUCUCGUCAGCCUUCCUCUUCCAGAAGCUGUUGGAGAGACAUUCAGGAGAGAGCAAGCCCCUUGUCAUGUUUCUGUCUCUGUUCAUAUCCUAAAGAUAAGACUUCUCCUGCACCGCCAGGGAAGGGUAGCGCGUGCGGCUCUCACCGCACCAUGGGGCCUAGAAUCAGGCUCGCCUUGGAGGCCUGACAGUGAUCCAACGUCCACUAAGCAAAGUUAUUUAAAUUCACGGGAAAUCACUUCCUGCCCUAAACUAAGACAUUGCAUUUUGUGAGCUCUUGGUCUGAUUUGGAGAAAGGACUGUUACCCUUUCUUUCGGUGUGUUUAUGGAAGUGUAUGUAGAGCGUCCUGCCCUUUGAGAUCAGACUGGGUGUGUGUUUUCCAGUCUGAUCUGAUUCCAGUGGACAUCACUGCCUCUCCAGGGCAUUCUCAGGCCCGGGAGUCUCCUUCCCUCAGGCAGCUCCAGUGGUGGGUUCUGAAGGGCGCUUUCAAAGCACGGGGCACAUCUGGCUGGGAAGUCACUUGGACCCUUCCAGGGAGAGAGACCAGCUGAGGCGUCUCUCUGUGAGGUUGUAUUGGGUCUAAGCAGGUGUGUGCUGGGCUCCAAGGAGGAGGAGCUUGCUGGGAAAAGACAUGACUGCUCUGACCAUGUUGUUAUAAUUAGAAUAAGAAGAUGUGGUUGGAAAUGCACAUUCCUAGAUAGGAAUCACAGCUUACCCCAGGAUCUCACAGAUAGUCUCCUGAGUAGUUGAUGGCUAGCAGGGAGCUAGCUCUGUUCUGCCGCGUAUAGUGUUGAUGUGUGAACCCUGACCUGUCCUGUGUGCUAAGAGCUAUGCAGCUUAGCCAAGGCGCCUAGAUUACUAGAUGUGCUGUAUCACGGGGAAUGAGGUGGGGGUGCUUAUGUUUUAAUGAAUUAAUCAGAGCCUCUUGAGAAAUUGUUACUCAUUGAACUGGAGCAUCAAGACCUCUCACGGAAGUGGAUACGGAGUGGUUUGGUGUCCGUGCUUUUCACUCUGAGGACAUUGAAUUGGAGAACCUCCUGGGGAAUUUUGUGGGAAACACUUGGGAACAAAACAGACACCCUGGGAAUGCAGUUGCAAGCACAGAUGCUGCCACCAGUGUCUCUGACCACCCUGGUGUGACUGCUGACUGCCAGGGUGGUACCUCCCAUGCUGCAGGCCUACAUCUAAAUGAGACAACAAAGCACAAUGUUCACUGUUUACAAUCAAGACAACUACGUGGGUCCAAACACUCCUCUUUCUCCAGGUCAUUUGUUUUGCAUUUUUAAUGUCGGUUUCUCCCUUUAUUUUUUGUAAUGAAAAAGCACACUAAGAGCUGCCCCUGGAAUCGGGUACAGCCGAAUAGGCACUCAAAGGUCCGUGACUAAAUUUCGUUUAUCUUUUUGAUAGCAAAUGAUGUUAAGAGACAGUGAUGGUUAGGGCUCAACAAUUUUGUAUUCCCAUGUUUGUGUGAGACAGAUUUUGUUUUCCCUUGAACUUGAUUAGAAUUGUGCUACUGUGAACACUGAUCCUGCAUAUGGAAGUCCCACUUCGGUGACAUUUCCUGGCCAUUCUUGUUUCCAUUGUGUAGAUGGUGGGUUGUGCCCACCUCCUGGAGUGAGACAGCUCCUGGUGUGUGGAAUUCCUGGAGCGUCCGUGGUUCAGAGUAAACUUGAAGCAGAUCUGUGCAUGCUUUUCCUCUGCGACAGUUGGCUCAUUUCUCUUUUUCUCUUUUGAUAGGAUCCUGUUUCCUACGUGUGCAAAAUAAAAAUAAAUUUGGGCAUG